UUUUUUUUCUUUUAUUUGUUAAUAUAAUAAAUUAAUUAAUUUCCUGGUUGAAAUAAGUUUUUUAAAUAAUGUCAUUUUCAAAAGCAAAAAUAUUAAGGUUCAAUGAACGAGGCAGUGAAGCACCAGCACCUGGAUCAUAUGAUCCAAAAUUUGAUAUAAAAGUUAAAGGAUUUACAAUUGAAAAAAAAGAAAGAUUCAAUGACAAUAAAAGUGUUGCAAGUAGUAAUGGUGAUUGCAGUAAAUCAGUAUCAAGCCGAGAUGCACUUCCAAUACCAUCACCAAAAUUUAGAACUCCACAAUUACCAAAAAAACGUAUUACAACAAAACCAACAAGUGCUGGAAGUUCUCUGACUAAAACAACAACAAGAAUUCCUAUUAUUAAACAAUUAAAAUAUGAUACACAUGAUGAAGUAGCUGAUUUAAAAGUUGAAUGUAACAAUAAAGACAUGACAAUUCGUGAACAAGAAAAAUACAUUGAUGAAAUGAAAAUUGAAAUUAAAAAUUUGGAAAAAAAAGUAUCUCAAUUGAAUGAUAAACAAAUUAAUAUUGAACAACAACAUAAAAAUGAUAUUGAAUCAAUGAUAAAUGAUUUAAAAAAUAAUCUUGAAUUACGUAGAGUUAUUAUUAAUAAUUUAGAGUGUCAAUUGUUGUCAUUAAAAAAUGAUAUGGAUAAAUUAAAAAUUGACAAUGAUAAACAAAUUGCUGAUUUAAUUGAAAGGUCAAAUGUAAAUAGUGAAAAAAAACAUGAUAAUAAUGAUGAUUAUCAAUUUAUGGAUAAUGUUUUAUCAAGAGAAUUGCAUGAUUUUGAAAUGAUUUACGAAGACGUAAAACUGGGACAUCAAGAGGUUGAAGUUGAGGCUGAGACCGAAGUUGAUUCUGGUAAUAAUACUGGUGAAUCGUUAAUUGAAAAUCAAUCUCAUGAAAAUUUAUUUGAUUCUUUUGUUGCCAAUGAAAAAAAUGAAUUGAAUAAAAAAAUUGCUGAAAAAGAUGCUCAAAUUUUACGACUUGAAACAGCUCUUGAUGAUUUAACUUAUAGUACUGCAACUCAGGCAAGUUUUUGUCAAAGUUUGCAAGAAGAAUUGGAUCGUGCUGAAGUUGAACUUUCAGAAAAAAAAAAAGAAAUAAAAGACAUGAAACAAGAAAUGCGAGAAGAAGCUGCUAAAUUAGUAUCAAGACGUAAAAAACUUGAUGUUAUAAUGGAAGAUAAUCAAGCAACUGUUGCUGCAUUGUCAAAACGUCUUAAUGAUAGUAAUGUAGAAAUAGAAAGACUUGAAAAUGAAUUAAAAUUCAAUAAAGAUUUAGUUGAAGAAUACAAAAAUUCACUUGAUGCAUUGCAAAAAAGUUCAAAUAAUGUUAAUGAAAAAUUAAAUUCAUUUAUAACACAAAUGAAUUCAAAAAAAGAUCUGAUUGAAGAAAUUGAAAUAAACAGUAUUGCUGAUAUUGAAUCAUUGAAAAUAAUAUUUGAGGAAAAAAUUGAUAAAUUAAAAGAAAUAUCAGAGCAAGAAAUUUUAAAAAUUCAAAAUAUAUGUCUUGAAAAAGAACAAUUAAAUAAAAAGCUCAAACAACAAUUGGCUGAAAUGGCUGAUAAAUUACAAUCAGCCCAAAAUAUGUUGUUAUUAUUAGAAGAACACAGUGAUGCACAAUUAAUUAAAAUAUCUCAACUUCAGCUUGCUAAAGAAAAAUUGAGUCAUUCAAUGAAAAUAAAUGCAACAGAAAUUUUACAAAUUAAAAAUCAAUUGAAUGAUGAAAUUGAAAAUAAUAAAAUUUCAACAAAACAAGGAGAAGAUUGUGUCAAUGAUUUGAUGGAAAAAAUUGAAAACAUGAAAAAAGAUUUAUCAUAUUAUGAGAAUGCCAAAUUGAGUAUGGAGGAGGAACACAUAAAAAGUCUUGAAAAUGAAAAAUCACUGAGAAAAAUUGCAGAAGAAAAAAUAAACAAAUUGACGGAAUCAAAUUUACAAUUACACAAAAAUUAUCAAGAAAUGACAAAUAAAUAUACUGAAAUAUUAAGCCAAAAAAAUGAACAACAAAAUAUUAAAAAUUAUAAUCAACUAAAGGAUACAUUAAAAAUAAUUGAAAAGGAUUUGGAUGAAAAAAAUUAUUUGAUUGAUCAGCAAUCAAAAAUCAUUGAAAAAUUACAGACAGAUGAAAAAAGAAGAUUAACACAUAUUAAAGGAAAAGAAAAUUUAUCAAAAUCACAAAUAUCAAAAAGUCCAUUUGGUACACCAGUUUCGUCACCUCAUAAACCACUAACACCACUAAGAGAUCGAAAUGAAUAA
Messenger RNA from Aphidius gifuensis, 2276 nucleotides. RefSeq names its product spindle pole body component 110-like. The record is from RefSeq and is a predicted model, not a curated record. NCBI's taxonomy places the organism in Eukaryota, Metazoa, Arthropoda, Insecta, Hymenoptera, Braconidae. The transcript is spliced from 13 exons. The coding region runs from base 69 to 2276 and encodes 735 amino acids.